Messenger RNA from Staurois parvus, 543 nucleotides. The record is from the annotation of a GenBank genome assembly. Lineage: Eukaryota; Metazoa; Chordata; Amphibia; Anura; Ranidae.
AUGUCCACGCUCUUCCCCCCCCUCUUCCCCGCAAGUCACCGACCUCCCUGUGGUUCAACCUGGACUCGGCCGUGUGUGGAUGAGAACGAGCUGCAGCAGCAGGAGCAACAGCACCAGGCCUGGCUCCAGAGCAUCGCAGAGAAAGACAACAACCUGGUCCCCAUAGGAAAGCCCGCCUCCGAGCCCUACGACGAGGAGGAGGAGGAGGAUGACGAAGACGACGAGGACAGCGAGGAGGAUUCGGAGGACGAUGAGGACAUGCAGGACAUGGAUGAGAUGAACGAUUAUAACGAGUCUCCAGAUGACGGUGAGAUUGAGGUCAGUGAAAGACUCCGGUUGUGUCUUCCUGAGCUUCCCGACUCAAAGCCGAACUCCGGGCCGGUUCCGUCCCGCCCAGGAACGCAUGGCAGGGUGAUGUCAUCGCAUUGGAAGCCACACCCUCUGCCCGGGGCUCCUGGGAGGCGGUACUAUGCCGACAUCACUUCCUGUUACUGUGCAGGGCCGCCGGAAGAAACUACAAGUCCCAUCAUGCAAUGGGUGUGA